Penaeus vannamei (Pacific white shrimp) is the source of this 1630-nucleotide messenger RNA. RefSeq names its product TIP41-like protein. Gene Ontology annotation, biological process: TOR signaling. The record is from RefSeq and is a predicted model, not a curated record. Gene Ontology annotation, cellular component: cytosol. Lineage: Eukaryota; Metazoa; Arthropoda; Malacostraca; Decapoda; Penaeidae.
UUAUUGGAAUUGUAUGCCAAAAGAAACCUCGAUUACAGAAUCCUGCUUCAAGACUGUGUGUUUACAAGCAAUACAAAUUCACAUUUCAUAAGGCAUACGUUGUCAAAAGAAUGUCACGUCCAGCAGAACCCAAGUUACCCCCUCCAAGGGAAGCAGAAUAUAUGUUCGAUGACUGGACAAUAAAAGUGACAAAAAGCCAUAUUAUGGGGUCUCAGUGCGAGGUUCAGGGUGGUUGUGAUGAAUCCCUGGAGCCUGAAAAACGAUGUAAUCUUUGCCGAUAUGAACAUAUUUUACGGCUUCCUUCCCUACCAGAUAUGGUCUUCGCAGACAAUUCACUAAAAAUCUCUCAUAAGGGGGGAGGCAGCAUUACGUUCAAUGCUCUGGAUGCCCUCAAGUGUGUAAACGUACAUGAGGAAAACCUGCAGGUUGCACAUGCUGAAGCAUGGAAAGAGGCAAGGUCAAACUGUGAGUUUGCCCAGAAGGUUGUAAAACCUUAUGACUGGACAUACACCACUGACUUCAGGGGAGCUUUAGACGGCAAUUUAUUGGCUGAGAAAUCUUCUGAACGAAUUGACCUGGAUAAAUUACGAGUUCGAGAAGAGAUUAAAUUCUACGAUGAAGUUUUUCUCUAUGAGGAUGAAUUAGAUGACAAUGGAAGCACUCGAUGUGUUGUGAAAGUGCGAGUAAUGCCAAGUGGUUUCUUUGUGGUUUUCCGACAUUACUUACGUGUGGAUCAAGUUAUUGUUAGGGUAAAUGAUACAAGAUUAUACAGCCCCAAAGGUGCUUCGUAUAUCCUGAGAGAGACCUCAUCAAGAGAAGCCCCAAUUUCCAAAUUAAGGGUUGAUGCAUCUGUAUACAAAGAUGCAGAUGUGGUGUGGCAGCAUCUUCCACUAGUGACAGAAACAGUCGAUAAGUUAGUUGUGGUGUAGUAGUUUUCAUCUAUCAUUGGGUAAUUAAUUUUUUUUUUUUUUUUUUUUUAAGAAAAAUCAGAGGGUUUGACUGGCGAUACAAAUAUCUUGUAGAAUAGUUUGUUUUUGUAAAGGCAUGAUUUGUUUGGGGAAGAAAAGACACCAUUUAGCAGGGGGCUUUGUAAGAUUCAUUUACUUAAUAUGCAGUAUGUUUCUGCUUACUGGUAUUAUGUGAUUUUGCAAGUUCAUGGCAAACUAUUUUUGAAGUACAUAUAUAAAAUUAGUAAGCAAUCUGUGAUUGUUUGUACAAAAAUGUCUUUUUCAUUGUGUGCUAAAGGUGUGAAUAAUUUAUGAUAGGUGGAGUCAUAAAUAGAAGGAUCUCAUAUAUCAUAUUUUGUUUUUUUGUGAACCCAUAUGAGUUUGUUAUACUGAUCAUUGUCAGUAAAUGAAUAGAAAGAUCAAGAAAAUUCACAUAUUUGCAGGACUCCCUUGAUUAUACUCAGAUACUAAUUGCAAACAUGAAAUAACAAUCUUUUUCAUAUUUUGUAGGUGGACAUGAAAUAUUAGUUUGGCUUUUGAGUUUAUUUUUAAAUCAAAAAAAUUAGCAACACUUUCAGGCUUUUGCCUUAUUUGAAAUAUAACGCAAUCUUAAGUUUGUGCAUUGAAAUACAUGGACCUGGUCAAUCUCUUAUUUCAACACCUGUAAAAUUAUAAAGGAUGAU